Messenger RNA from Rotaria socialis, 1350 nucleotides. NCBI's taxonomy places the organism in Eukaryota, Metazoa, Rotifera, Eurotatoria, Philodinida, Philodinidae. The record is from the annotation of a GenBank genome assembly.
AUGUUGAAAUUCGCGGUUAUUUUUGUUAUUGGACUAUUGAUAGUUCCUCAUAUUCACAGUCAAGAUACCACCGAUUCAACCGCAAUCAUAGAUAGUACGACUACAGACCAAAUUCUUAGAACAUCAUUGCUCACCGAACAAUCAACUGAAGAGUCGGUGGUAUCUACAGCAGGUGACACAACUGUACCAAGACUGGAACCGACAACCGCUAAAGUCGACACAACGCGCCGUCCUUUUCCUCCAAUGUUUGAAUGUGAUUUUACUACUCCAUGUUUUGCAGAAAAUCAACUCGAUCGAACUGAUGGCAGUCAAUUCAAUCUUGGUCCGAUUUCCGAUACCUCACUACCGCCAGUAGCACCGACUUCUGAUGUUUCGUCUAUUACUAAUCCAACAAAUGACAGUCUGCCAUGUCAGUUACCCUAUCGACCUCAAUUAGAAAAUGGUACCGAUUUCGCUAACUGGAGCAUGUGGUUUUGCUAUAAUAAUGAAUGUCCAACAUCAAAUGAAACUCAAGGAACAUGCGUUUCAGGUUUAUAUGGACUCGUUUCGCUUAAUUCAUCUGAGUCAUCGAGGACAAUCUUUGAUUCUAUUAAUUCGACUGAUUCGAAUGCGAUUGCAGAAGAUUUUUCUGAAGUGCAAUGUCUCCGAUUUAAUUAUUAUUUUACUGUCUACGAUGGAGAAGAUUGGGGCCAAGAGAUUCAAGUGUGGAUAAGACCCAAUCAUGAAAUUAAUAAUCAAUAUUCAAUUGAAAACUUUACUGUGGCUGAUAUGAAUGAAAAUAAAUGGCAAAAUGGAGAAGUGACAUUCACCUCAGUAUCUUCUAAUUACACAUUAGCGUUUUCUUUUUUGGUCACUAAAGAAAACCAAGGAAAUGAGUCUGAAACCAAUAGAACAAUUUAUUUUGCAUUAGACAACAUAGAAUUAUAUGCCUUCAAUUGUUCAGUCCUGAAUAUUCAAAUCGAUUCUACAACCCCAAAUCCAGUUACGGAGCCAUCUUCAGCACCUGAUGCGACAUCAGGAGUAACAGUAACAGCAUUAACAACUGUUGCUGAAUCUAAGAACUCAAGUGCUAACAUCAAUUUACCUUUAAUUCUUGGCCUUUCGCUGGGUCUCGGCAUUCCAUUCGUUGUGUCCGUUACUGUCGGUAUUGUUUAUUAUUUCGCAGUACACAGGGCUAAAAUAAAUGAAGUAAAGCCAAUUAGUGAAACUAGAACUACUAAGAAGACUAGAACUACUAAAAACGGUGCAACUACAAAGAAAACUGCUGAUGUCACGAACGAAAUUCCUAUGGAAUCAAGGAAAACAAGGACGACAAAAAAGAAAACAGCUGAUGCAUCUGAUAUUAUUUGA